Messenger RNA from Thamnophis elegans (Western terrestrial garter snake), 2054 nucleotides. RefSeq lists its product as uncharacterized. The transcript has 2 exons. The coding region runs from base 198 to 1952 and encodes 584 amino acids. Lineage: Eukaryota; Metazoa; Chordata; Lepidosauria; Squamata; Natricidae. The record is from RefSeq and is a predicted model, not a curated record.
AGGGAUUCUGGGAGCUGAAGUCCAACAAACCGUAAAGUCGCCCAGGUUGGAGACCCAAAAGGGGAAAAAAGAUGCUCUCGUAGACGGCGCGUUGCCAGUGAGCGGCUGAGCUGCCCGCCUUUCCUCUGGGCUUUUGCAGGUUCCCGGGAGGAUCGGUGUCCUAAAAGGAUUCCAAGGCGCAUCCCGAAGAUAAAACCAUGUCCAAAAGAAAAUGCCUCUUUACGGAGAAAACCAGGCGCAAUUAUCCCGAUUUCCGCAAAGGUAGAGAUGACUAUGAAGCGGAGUGUUUGGUCUGCAAACCUGGCACCUUUGUGUCCGUCGCACACAAAGGUCCCGGGGACCUGGAGUAUCACAUGUCCUCCGACAAACACAAGAAAGCACUCAAAGCAUACAAGCGCAACAAAGCCAUACGGCGGGACAAUUGGUGUGCCAAAACAGACUUCUUUGUGGAUCCGGACAGCGAAACGGAGGAGGCCGUCACUGCAAGCGACAGCAAGUUAGCAUUCCGCGCUGUCAUGAAUCAUGACGCUGACAAAUCAGUGGGUGACAAUUCGGACUUGCUGAGAAAGUUGUUUUCGGAGGCAGAGCUAGCUCAAAAAUUUCCCAAUGUCCAAAGCAAAAGAGAAGGGAUUCAACAUUGCAUGCUUGCCCAACGUCCAGUGAGCCUUGACCUGAAGGCCCUGGAGGAACAUGGCAUCCCUUUCUGCGGGGUGGCUAUAGAUGACAGCAGCCACAGGGCCCUGAAAAUGGUCCCGGUACUCAUCCAAUAUUACGACUACAGGAACGGUGGCUUGAAGACCAAACUCCUGGAACUCCAGGAAAGUCCCACUGAGAUGGAUCUUUCAGACUCUCUGGUCAAAGCUCUUAAGAAACACAGGUUGCUUCAGAAGUGUGUGGCGUUCGCGGGGGACAACUGCAACACCAUGUUUGGUGACAUUGGGCAAGAGGAGGAGGCGAGGGCCGUGUUCACCAGGCUGAAGAAAUCCCUCCAGAGAGAGACGUUGAUCGGGGUGCACUGCCCUGCCCACGUUUUGCACAACUGCAUCCACCACGGAGCAGACGCCCUCGAGGUGGACGUUGAGAACAUCAUCCUCAAGAUCUACCAGUACUUCCACAUCUAUGCGGUGCGGACGGAGCCCCUGCAAGAAUACUGUGACUUUGUGGAGGUGGAAUACAAGCAGCUGCUCUCCCACGUCAGGACCCGCUGGCUCUCCUUGUUCCCGGGCAUCACGAAGCUGCUCCAGAUGCAUUCGGCCCUGAAGUCCUUCUUCUUGGGCCAGAGCAACCCGCCCGCCGUGCUCAAGAGCUUCUUUGAGCACGAGUUCGGGGAGCUCUACCUUUGGCACAUGCACUCGCUGAUGAACGCCUUCCAUUUGCACAUUGAGGAGAUGGAGCGGGAAAAUAACUCCCUGGUGGAGGUGAUGAAGACGCUGGACUCUGUGCACACCAUCCUGCUUGACCGUCGAGCCCAGAACUUCAUGUCCCUGACGGUGAAGGGGAUGCUUGCCGACAAGCGCAAGGAGGGCCUGGAGGCCGGAUGUGAUGCCUUCUCCGAGGCCGUGCGUCGCCUCUACAGUCACUGCAUCGACUACCUGGAGAUGUGGAUGGCAUCUCUGCAAGAGUUUUCCUGCUUCACCUGGAUGGCCCUGAGUGACACACCCAGCUGGGGUGACGUGGAAGCGUGCAUAUCGUACUUGCGUGUAAAGGGUCUGGGAAUUGACAGUAGGAAGUGCUUCAUCCAGUUCAACAACCUGAAACAAUUUGUGGACGCUUCCAGAGACGACGAAGAGUUCCAGCAUCUGCUUUCCCACGAGAAAUGGACCAAGUAUUUUCUGAAUGUCAACGGCGUCGAAUGCUACUCAGAACUGUUAAAAAUUGUGCAGGUUUUUUUUUCAAUUCCCUCCUGCAGUCUAAAUACUGAGCACUUCUUCUGCCAGAUGGAACUCCCGUAGACAACGGUGCCAAUUUCUGUCCCUAAAAGUAAAUUUGGUUCCACCACAAAACCGCAGUCGACUAAAGCGCGCUCGAUGAAACUGCGUACCUGAUGUCAUCAC